Messenger RNA from Lytechinus variegatus (green sea urchin), 2304 nucleotides. Its product is annotated as neurotrypsin-like. The transcript is spliced from 5 exons. The record is from RefSeq and is a predicted model, not a curated record. Bases 150 to 1472 code for a protein of 440 amino acids. NCBI's taxonomy places the organism in Eukaryota, Metazoa, Echinodermata, Echinoidea, Temnopleuroida, Toxopneustidae. Gene Ontology annotation, cellular component: membrane.
UGCAUAUGGCUACAUGUACUGCACGUGUACGUGUACAUGCUCACACUACAGCGCUUUAGUACUUCUCUCGAUCCCUCUCGAUCAACGCAGCAUUGUAUGGUAUGGAUACAAACAGUGAAAAUCCCAUUACUUUGGAAUGACAGUCUAUUAUGGAUGUGCUAUUCUUGCUUUUGUCUUGUGUAAUUCUUCCAUUAUGCAGCAAGCCGUUUUCAGCAGGACAAUCUAUUGAGGGAUCGCUGCGACUCGUCGAUGGCCUUACAUCCAACGAGGGGCGUGUAGAAAUCUACAAGAAUGGUGAAUGGGGAACAAUAUGUGACGAUAGUUGGGAUAUAUCGGACGCCAAAGUGGUGUGUCGUCAGUUGGGUUAUCCGGGAGCGGAGUUGGCCUUCACAAGGUCGCUGUUUCACGGAGGAGUCGGCAGGAUCUGGAUGAGGCAGGUACAGUGCAGUGGCACAGAGAAGUUGCUCUCGGAAUGUUCCUUUAAUGAUUAUGACAUAUGUGACCAUUCAGAGGAUGCAGGAGUAAGGUGCCUGGUUGAUGCUGAACCGGCUGAGGGAGACCUGCGAUUGAUGGGAGGCAAUGCAACUAAUCAAGGACGCCUUGAGGUUUUCUACCAUGCCGAAUGGGGCACGGUGUGUGGCAAGAAAUGGGGACUAGCAGAAACCAAAGCAGCCUGCAGACAGCUUGGAUUUAAAGGAGGAGCUUCCUUCAGCACUGGAACUGCAUUUGGAGAUGGAAAUGGCCGAGGUUGGCUGGAUCCUGUCGUGUGCAAAGGCAACGAGAAUCGCCUGGAGGAAUGUUCCCGAAGUGAAUGGGUUUCAUCUCAAUGCAGCAAUGAUAAGAAUAUCGGCGUAGUGUGUCAACAUACAGAAGAUGGAGAUUCGCGCCUCGCGGACGGGAGCAGCCAAGCCCAUGGGCGAGUGGAGGUGUACUACCAGGGUAUCUGGGGCACUGUUUGCAACAGCAGAUGGACCAAGGAUGAAGCUGACGUAGUGUGCAUGGGCUUGGGGUAUGACGAUGCAGCCAGAACCAGCGUCCGCAACGUCCCUGGUGGAAGCGGGAUGAUCCUGCUGGAUGAUGUGAACUGCAUCGGCUUGGAGCGAUCACUGCGAUCUUGCCGCUCUCGAGGAUGGGGAGUUCAUGACAACUGCACUCACGAUAAUGACAUCGCUAUUAAAUGCAGAAACAAGGGACCUCUGUCCUGGAUACAAAUAACUGGCAUAGUUCUCGGUUGUCUAAGCGUCCUUGUAGCUGUUUGUAAAUGUUGUCUUAGGUGUCUCUCAGACGGAAGCUCAAAUGCCACAACUGUUGUGGGAUCGAGGCCGGAAGGAACAACGCAAGACGGAGAAGAACCUGAUGCCAGUGAACCACUGAAUCAAAAGUCGGAUGUAGAUGGAGUAGAGGUGUCUCCGCCAUCUUACGAUGAUAUUGGACAGUUUCCGACAAAACCAAAAGGAGAUACAUUUGUGUGAAGAUAUUACACAACUGUAGCUUACCAUUGUGAAACCAGGGUCCCUUUCAAACCUGAAAUUAUGAUAACAUUAUCUCCGACAGAAAAAAGCCUCGACAGCUGAUUUAAAAACAGUUUACAGCUUAUAGUAACCUAGACAUACUCUCCGCAUGAUAUCGCACUGCUCCAAACUGGAACAGUCCAUUCGCUAAGGCAGGGUUCGUGCCGAAUUGCAAAAUUUUAAGUUGAUGUAGCAUGACAUCGCCUCCGUGAAACAGGUCCCAGUUGCAAAAUGGGUUUCAUUAGCACAUGUUUUCGCUUAGCAGGCAGACCUUAAUUUGGAUGAUAGAGUAUUACUGAUGAAGAAAUUAUAAGGACAUUGUCACUACAACAGUUUUCGAACUGUCAAGGCAGCCGCUUGUGGGACAAAUGAAUUUGGAGUGCGUCGCUGAUUUUACACGACACUCAGCAAGCCAGUUGUUACUACUCUAGCUUUUCCACUUUGCUACGAACAGCGUAUUCUACACCCCCUCCCGAGUUUGUGAUUACAGUCUGUCCUCUUGUAGGUGAACGACUGUGAUCUAAGAACCUUGUUCAACAUUGAACAACAUGCCGUCUCAGACCAAGAACUCAUCAAUGGGAAGACUCUUACCCUGUUUAGAACUUGCCGGAAAAUAUAUAUAUUUAUUUUUUUUGUUCCAAGAAGUAGACACUCUUAAAUUUCAAUAAGUUAUGAGUUAUUUAGACUGAGAGAUAGCAUUGUCAAAUCCGAAUUGAAUAACUUCUUCCGUUUGAUGUAUACACAGCGGCUGACAUUUUUUUUUACUGGGAUGAAUAAAAACAAUAACAAGAAA